CCCUCCAAGUUCGACAGCACUUCCCCGAAAACAAGCAGAUGUCCAUUGAGAACGUGGUCCAGUCUGCACCCUGUAUGAGCGGGUAACCUUCGACAUGGCAGUGCCCCUCAGCAAUGCCAGCUCCCAGCAGUGUAUGCAGGAGAGUCAUGAGGAGAACCUCUUCUUCUCUUCCUUCUAUGGGGUGGUCUUUGUGCUGGCUUUCGUGGGCAAUAUCCUCGCCGUGUGGGUCUUCUCCUGUGACAAGAGCUCCAACACCACCACCAACAUCUACCUGAUGCACCUGGCAGUGGCCGACCUGUCCUAUGUCCUGAUCUUGCCCAUGAGGAUGGUCUACCACCUCAGCCAGAACCACUGGCCCUUCGGUGAGGUGCCCUGCCGCAUCACCGGCUUCCUCUUCUACCUGAACAUGUACGCCAGCAUCAUCUUCCUGACUGGCAUCAGCGCCGACCGCUUCCUGGCCAUCGUCUACCCGGUCAAGUCCAUGCGCAUCCGAAAGCCCCUCUACGCCAACGUGGUCUGCAUCGCCUUGUGGGUGGUCAUCGUGGUGGGUGUGGCGCCCAUGCUGGGGGCACCACAAACCCUCCAGGUGGGCAAUGCCACCACCACCAAGUGCCUCCAGCUUUACAGGGAGAAGACCUCCAGCGUCGCCCUGGUGCCCCUGACGGUGGGCUUCGUGGUGCCCUUUGUGAUCACGGUGACCUGCUACUUGCUGAUCAUCCGCAGCCUCCGCAGGGGUAACCGCAUCGAGAGGCACCUCAAGGACAAGGCCAUCAAGAUGAUCAUCCUGGUGCUCACCAUCUUCCUCAUCUGUUUCGUGCCCUACCACAUCAACCGGUACAUCUACAUCCUGUUUGCCGGCACCACCCGCUCCAGCUGCCGGGACAGGAAACUGAUCGCUCUCAGUAACCGCAUCACUUCCUGCCUGACCAGCCUCAACAGCUGCCUCGAUCCCGUUGUCUAUUUCUUUGUGGGGGAGAAGUUCCGCGAGCGGUUCUGUCACUUUGUCUGCGGCCACAGGAAGCGAGCGCAGACUCUCAGUCAUGAGACCAAAACCAACGAGAGCUCGCUCAGCUGUAAGUCUGAGCUGUAAUCUCAUUGGGAACCAGCCAACCACUCCAUCAUUUCACUACAACUCAUUGCUCUAUAGGAGCUGGUCCAUGUGACUGAGUGUGAGCGUGUGAGGGUGUCUGUGUAUGGGUUGUAUGUGAGUCAGUGUGAAAAUGGAUGUGAGUGUGUGAUAAUGAGUGUCUGGGUGAGUGUGUCACUAGGUGUGUAUGUGAUAAUGAGGUCUGGGUGAA
Rhincodon typus (whale shark) is the source of this 1298-nucleotide messenger RNA. Its product is annotated as uracil nucleotide/cysteinyl leukotriene receptor. Lineage: Eukaryota; Metazoa; Chordata; Chondrichthyes; Orectolobiformes; Rhincodontidae. The transcript is spliced from 2 exons. Gene Ontology annotation, cellular component: membrane. The record is from RefSeq and is a predicted model, not a curated record. Gene Ontology annotation, molecular function: G protein-coupled receptor activity. Gene Ontology annotation, biological process: phospholipase C-activating G protein-coupled receptor signaling pathway; positive regulation of Rho protein signal transduction. Bases 95 to 1090 code for a protein of 331 amino acids.